AUGAAUAUUGAACAUAUUUUAUUAACGGGUGCCUCCACUGGUAGGCGAACAAGGCAUUUCUCUUUAACAAAGCCUAUGCAUCCAUCUAAUACAAGAGAUUCACCUGAGCCGUCUUUGAUUUUAGGUUUUGCUUAACCUUGGAAGGAGAACGCAUUAUAAAUAUUUGUCCUCAUUACCAAAUUUAUAAUCAAAUUGAAAUAGGCUGCUGAAUAAUACAGAUUUAAAUUAAUAACGCAUCGUAUCCACAACAUAAUAGGUGACAAGGCUUCAGAUUUUAUUUAUUAUCAAAGAAAAGGAUUGGUAAAAGCACCAUUUACAUUUCUGGAUUUUAUAACUUCCAUGAUUGUGAACAAAAUGCCCUCAUUGGAUUUCAGUGUAAUCAAACCAGAUAGUAAGUUUAAAUUGAUUAUGGAUUUGGUCAUCCUUGUCCUCAUCAUAAUCAAUAUCUUUUAUAUUCCGAUGCAAUUGUCAUUCUAAUUAAAUAACAAUAACACACACACUUCCUAGUUGGGUAUUUAUAAAUUAAUAUUAAGGAUCUUCCUAAUAGAAAUACUUCUUAAUUUUAAUACAGCAUACUAUUCAAAAGGCAUGAUCCAUGAGAGCAGACAGAAAAUAUUCAAGCAUUACGUUCAAGGAGAAUUUGCUUAUGAUUUGAUAGUGGUCAUACCCUUCUUGAUAUCGUAAUACAAGAUUCCUUAUAUCAAUUUUAUGCUGUUGUUGAGAAUAACAAGAGUGAAGAAGAUCUUCGAAUAAAUUGAAGAGAUAUCAUUAAUUAGAGAGAAAUUUGCAGCUCCCAUAGACAUAUGUAAACUCCUGUAUUUCUUGAUUCUGGUUUCCCAUAUGCUUGGUUGUGCCUGGCACUUUGUUGGUUAAAUAGAAUUACAGAAUAACAUAGACAAUUGUUGGUUGACAAGGUAUGGCUAUGCUGAUAAGGAUUGGGUAGUAAGAUACAUAGCCUCAUUGUAUUUUGGGACCAUUACUGCCUUCACAAUAGGAUAUGGAGACAUUGUUCCCCAAAAUUAGUUUGAAUAAAUGUUUGUGAUUUUAACAGUGUUAAUAACAUCUCUAAUAUUUGGAUACACUAUAUCUGCAAUCUAAUAAAUAUUUGGUUAAUUGAGAGAGAAAACUGAUCAGCAUCGUAAUAAUAUGGCCACUGUGAAUUCCUAUUUGAAGAAGAAUAAAAUUAAUCCGCUUCUAUAGAUGAGGAUAAGAAAGUAUUUUGAAUAUUUCUUCACUCUCGAUGAAACUUAAGACGUAUUAAUGGAUCAUCUCAAUGAAGACCUGAAGCAAGAGUUAAAAGCUAGUAUCUUUAUUCCAAAAUUGAAACAGUGUUAAUUAAUCAAUAGGUUUAAUGAUUCCCUUUUGGCUCAGCUGAGUAGAGUAGUCAAAACAUAGAAAUACAUCCCUGGUCAAAUAAUAUUCUAAUAGGGAGACUUUGUACCCAAAGCAAUGUUUCUUGUUAGAGGAGAAAUAGAGUCUCUCAUCAAUAAGGUCUCAAUUAGAACCUAAAAGCAAGGGUCAUUUGGAAUUAGAGAAUUUUUUCUCAGAAAUGCUGUCCAUUACACGACUAAGGCGACUAAGUUUUCUGAAAUUGCGUAUAUUACACAUGAAGAAUUUAUUGAAGUUGUAAAGAGACAAACUAGCAAUUAUGAGCAAUAUUGUUUAUUACGAGAUGAUUUACAAUUCGAUCUGUGUCCUAUUUAAUGUUAAGUGUGUUUGAGAAGUCAUAAUUUCAUGGAUUGUCCUGUUGUAUUUUACAGUCCAAGUAGAGGCAAGAUCGCAAUAGACAAAGGAUAGAAUAUUAAUUAGGUUAGACAUAACUUACAUGAGAGAAAGAAAAAGAAAUCAAAAAACAGUUAUUUUAAUAUGGUUGAAAAAAUUGAAUUAGCUCUCGAUUUAUAAUUAGAAAAUGGCUUGCUCUAACAAGAAUAGAUUAAUUCUCAUUAUAUCUUAGAUCUUGGAUUACCGACUGCUAUGGAUGACUUUUCUAUUGAUUCCUUGACUAAAAGGAAAUAAUAAAAUGUAGUUGAUUAGUUUAGGCUUUCAAAGGUGAAAUAAUUAAUAAAUUAAGGUAAACUUUUGAAAUUAGAAAGAAUACCUUAAGUAAUCAAUGACUUGUACUCAGACUUCUUAAAUAUAAAGAAGGAAAGUUUGGACAAUUUUGAUAAAAAGGCAAAUCUAUAACACUAUCACAUAGAUGACAAUGUGUUAAAUGUGCUGAAGAACUUUACAAAUCGAGAGUACAAAGUUGUAAAUAGAAGGGUUAAUAGGAUGAAAACAUUUUAUAGGAGAGGAUAGCAUAGUAAAACUUGA
This is a messenger RNA of Paramecium tetraurelia, 2313 nucleotides long. RefSeq lists its product as uncharacterized. The transcript has 2 exons. Gene Ontology annotation, biological process: potassium ion transmembrane transport; regulation of membrane potential. Gene Ontology annotation, molecular function: voltage-gated potassium channel activity. Gene Ontology annotation, cellular component: membrane. Lineage: Eukaryota; Ciliophora; Oligohymenophorea; Peniculida; Parameciidae. The record is from RefSeq and is a predicted model, not a curated record.